This is a messenger RNA of Mesitornis unicolor (brown roatelo), 1469 nucleotides long. RefSeq names its product SPARC related modular calcium binding 2 (gene SMOC2). Gene Ontology annotation, biological process: extracellular matrix organization. Bases 1 to 954 code for a protein of 317 amino acids. The record is from RefSeq and is a predicted model, not a curated record. The transcript has 10 exons. Gene Ontology annotation, molecular function: calcium ion binding; extracellular matrix binding; heparin binding. Gene Ontology annotation, cellular component: basement membrane. Lineage: Eukaryota; Metazoa; Chordata; Aves; Mesitornithiformes; Mesitornithidae.
AUGUAUGUUAAUGCGGGACCUGUCCUCGCUGGGUCAGUGAGGACGGGAGAUACUGACUCUGCAGCACGUUCAGUGAGUGAGAAGCUGCCACAACGGGAAGGUGCAGGAAAAACAGAUGAUGCCUCAGCUCCCGCGCUGGAGACUCAGCCUCAAGGUGAUGAAGAAGAUAUAGCUUCUCGUUAUCCUACUUUAUGGACUGAGCAAGUAAAGAGUAGGCAGAACAAAACCAAUAAAAGCUCAGCAUCAUCAUGCGAUCAAGAACUUCAGUCAGCCCUGGAGGAAGCUAAACAGCCCCAGAAAGACAAUGUGUUCAUUCCAGAGUGUGCUCAGGGUGGCCUCUACAAACCAGUGCAGUGCCACCCUUCCACGGGCUACUGCUGGUGUGUUCUGGUGGAUACGGGACGUCCCAUACCUGGUACAUCAACAAGGUAUGAACAACCUAAGUGUGAUAACGGCGCCAGAGCUCACCCAACCAAAACAAAGGAUUUAUACAAAGAACGCCAGCUUCAAGGUUGUCCUGGAGCCAAGAAGAAUGAGUUCCUGACUAGUGUUCUGGAUGCAUUGUCCACGGAUAUGGUGCACGCAGUCUCUGAUCCAUUGUUGUCUUCCAGCCGGGUUUCGGAGCCUGAUCCAAAUCACACUCUGGAGGAGAGAGUGGUCCAUUGGUAUUUCAAACAGCUAGAUAAAAAUUCCAGUGGAGACAUUGGCAAGAAAGAAAUCAAGCCAUUUAAGAGAUUCCUAAGAAAGAAAUCAAAACCCAAAAAAUGUGUGAAGAAGUUUGUGGAAUACUGUGAUGUGAACAACGAUAAGUCCUUAUCAGUUCAAGAAUUAAUGGGCUGCUUGGGAGUAACAAAAGAAGAAGGUAAAGCAGAAACAAAGAAACGCCAUACCCCUAAAACCAACACUGAGAGCACUUCAUCCAGCAGGCAGCAAGUUUCUAAGAAGCAAGGGUGAACAGCUUACUGAUUGAAGGCAGAUCUCUGACAUGUGGGAGAUUUCCUCACCAAAAGGCAAUAAAAACAACUGUAGUAUUUGCACUUUGUACUUAAAAAUGUAAAUUCACUUUGUAGAAAUAAAAUAUUUAAACAGACUUUUUUUUAAUCUGUGAAAAUGUCAUGGUUAGUUUUGAAAAAUUAUCACAUACAAUGUAUGUGUAUUCUUUUGUUGUCUGAAAUAUGUAAAACGUGUUGGAGAUGUAAAAGUUUGCAUUUAAACCGGUUUUUUUAAAAUAGCUUUUUGGCAAACAGUAGCAUAGAAACCUGAUUCUAUGUAUUUUGGUUUCAAUAGUGUGCCUUGUUUUACUUAACCAAUAUUGUCAUUUAAGUAGAGUUAGGCUGAAAAGUCUACUGUAUUCUCAAUUUUGUCCAAGCAGUGUUGGAUGUUUCAGGUUUGCAGGGCUGAGGAAAGUGUGUAAAUUGCUAUUGACUUGUUUUUGCAGUUUUUAACUGAACAGAUUUUUCAUCGGUGGC